AUGGUUUCUGCUUCCCGUGAGCUGAAUUACUCGGCAGGUGUUCUGGAAACAGACCAACUGAAAAUGGAUCACACAGUAACCGCGCAGUCGCCUCCCUCCGACAAUGACAGCGGCGAACGCCCUGUGCGACAACAACUCAAGGAGACUAACCUUGACUCUGUGGGUGAAAAAGACGGCUCUGCCCGUGCAAACCGAAAGCGCUCCCUCGACAACACAGAUGGGGCCACCGACACACCCCCAACCAAGCGAUCCCGAGAGUGCACCCCGGCCAACACCACGGAAGACAAUUCCAAUCACGCCGGAAUCCCUAAAGAUGCAACUACCCAAGAUGUGAGUGACGAUGUGCUGCUGGCAGCACCCGCGAACACUUCAGUUUACAAUACACUGUUCCACAACACGAUCAUGAGCCAUAUCCCCGAGGUCACCAAGGUCCAGCUUCCCCUGGACCUCGAGAUCAAGGUCUCAAUUGGUGAAUAUGAGCAAAUUAGCCAUUUGUUCAUUCCUGUUGAGAUUGGUCUCAAGGUGACAGCCGGAGCGGUCUCCUUGGCUUCCCAGACUUCGAGAUCCGCUGAAGGCGAAUCAUCCAAAAUCCAUAUCACCAUUCCUUCUGCAAAGCCUAUUCCUCUAUCUGGACACCCUUCCCCUGGAAACCCUUCCCCUGGACACUCUUCCCCUGGACAUUCUUCCCUUGGACACCCUUCUACCACGCACCCUUCCACUGCGCGCCCUUCCACUGGGCAGCCUUCUCUUGGGCAGCCUUCAUCUGGGCAGCCUUCAUCUGGGCAGCCUUCUGCUGGGCACCGUUCACUUGAAUCCCACAUACAGGAUGACCCUGAAUUCCACAUCUAUGAAGAGCCUGAGUCAAUUGGAGAUUCUUCAUCUGAAGACUCCCUGCCUGACUAUUGCUCACCUGAUUACCCGUCCUCCCCGCCUCCUGUCCCAUACAGUCCAACGAACCCCGAUUACCCUAGACCCAAGGUGGUUGAAGUCUUUGAUUCUAACCACUCUCAAUCCCCACAGAAUCUCGAAACGGCCGCCGGCGGAAACGAGGAUGAUUCUUCACAAACCCUCAAUAAGAAACGGAGCCGAGAACAACUUGAAGAUGAUGCCUCGAAGAAUUCCCACACUAUGACUGACCCCGCGCCCGGCUUGACUGAGACAACUUCGGACGAAAAGUCUAUUGCCGAAGGACAACCCGAGAAGAAGAGACCCCGCGACAAUUCGGAGGAGCGCAAGGCUAAGGUCGACCAGACUUUCACCACGAGUGCAUUCGGAAUGGCUGCUUCUGCCAACGCACCUUCGCCUUUCGCAAUGCCUGCAACUAAGUCGACUGCUGAUGCUUCACCUUUUGCAACCAGCGGUGCCUCGACUUCUGGUUUCGGUGCCCUCGGAUCCGGCUUCUCUGCCUUCGGCAGCGCUUUCCCUGCUCCAUCUGGUAAACUCACCAGUUUCGCGUCUCCAAAUGCCCCCUCCGCUUUCUCUGGAACAGCUGGUAAACUGACCAGUUUCGCAUCUGUCAACCUCCCCACCAGCUUCUCUGGAACAACUGGUAAACUGACCAGUUUCGCGUCCCCCAAUGCCCCCGUUUCUUUUGGCGAAUCCAGUGACAAGACCCUCGGUGCCAAACAAUCCGACAACGAGGACAGUGACAACGAGCCAGUGGGUGAACCCGAUGACACCUUUGUUGCCGAGAAGACCGACGAGCGUUUCCACGCACAAACUGGUAUGGACCCCUUCUUGUUGCCUUUCCCCAGGAUCCCAAACAUGGCCAGUGGCUCAUUCGGACGUGAAAACCCAGUUGAAACCGGCGAAGAAAAUGAGAGCACCGAGUUCGCAGCUAAGGGCAAGCUGUACUACUUCGACGAUAAAAAAUGGAAGGAGCGUGGUACGGGCACCUUCAAGGUUAACCUCAAGACGGAGUCCAACGGAAAGAAAUCUGGCCGCAUUAUCAUGCGCGCCGAUGGUGCCUUGCGUGUUAUGUUGAACAGUGCGGUUUGGCAUACUAUGCCCGUUGGUGAUUCCAAGGGUUCUCGUCCGGCCACUCGGGAUAUUUAUCUCGCCAGCAAGGAAGAUGAGAAGGUUGUCAGCCUUCUUCUCCGGCUCGGUAAUGAGAAGCAGUCCGGUGAACUGUUUGAUGUACUAAAGGAUAUUAUGGAGCAGAUUUGA
Molecule: messenger RNA, 2166 nt
Organism: Penicillium expansum
Lineage: Eukaryota; Fungi; Ascomycota; Eurotiomycetes; Eurotiales; Aspergillaceae
Exons: 5
Coding region: 1-2166 (721 amino acids)
Biological process (GO): intracellular transport
Source: RefSeq, a predicted model, not a curated record